This is a messenger RNA of Malassezia pachydermatis, 2235 nucleotides long. RefSeq names its product bromodomain-containing protein. The transcript is spliced from 2 exons. Bases 1 to 2235 code for a protein of 744 amino acids. The record is from RefSeq and is a predicted model, not a curated record. Gene Ontology annotation, biological process: regulation of DNA-templated transcription; chromatin remodeling. NCBI's taxonomy places the organism in Eukaryota, Fungi, Basidiomycota, Malasseziomycetes, Malasseziales, Malasseziaceae. Gene Ontology annotation, cellular component: chromatin; nucleus.
AUGGAUGAAUCGAAAGCUCCCUCCCACACUGAGCCUCAAGCUAGUGCAGCAGCUGAGCCUAUGGCUGUAGAAGCCACUGUCAGCGCGCCUGUUGCGACAUCCACGGAGCCAACGUCCGCGCCGACAGGGGUGACCGAGCCUCUGUCGACACCAGCGACGACAGUCGAACCAAUGUCGUCGGUGGAGGCUAAGCCUAGUGAGGUGCCUGCCUCUUCGGAUACGGUGGCUGCGCCCACAUCACAACCGGAGAGUACAUCAGCUCCUGCGGAUGGAGCUGAAACUUCUGCCUCUGCUCCUGCCUCUGACCCAGCCCCAGAGCCAACGACAGUAUCGACGCCCUCUCAAGGCACCGAAGCCCCUGACGCUGCAGCUGCUACUUCUGCGCCAGCUGGUGCAGAGAUAGAGACGAAGCUGGAGGCUACGCCCGUGACAUCUGAGGCCCCAGCUGCUACACCUGCGCCUGCUAGACCUGCUGCGCCGCAGGCUGCUACCCCAGCUACUCCUGUCGUAUCCACAACGGAGGGAUCAUCAAGCACCGAUGGCCUCACUCAUAUGGAUAUGGUCAUGCCGCAUGUCAAGUAUGCGCAAAACACUAUUCGCUCGUUAAAGUCUCGUCGUGAAGCUGGUGCCUUCUUGCAGCCUGUCGACCCGAUCGCCCUCAAAAUCCCCCAUUAUACCCAGAUAAUUUCUCACCCUAUGGACUUGGGCACGAUCGAUCAAAAGCUGGCGCUGACAGCUCAUCGUUUGAAGAGUUCGCAAGGUGUCCAGAGCCGAUUGUCUGAUAAGUUGAAGCAAGCGAUUGAUACAGGUCGUAUCGAUCCGGAAAAAGACUUUUAUCGCCGUGUCGAUGAAUUCGAGCGAGAUGUGUUCCUUGUGUUUGAUAACUGUGUUCGCUUUAAUGGUUCAGAACACAUCUUCUCCAAGAAUGCUGAAGUACUUCGCGGCAUUUUUGAGAAGCAGCGCAAAGGCCUCGCGUCGGCUGUGGCCGUGGCGGAGGAGGCGAACUCGCCGGAGGCCAAGGCACGUCGAAACUCUUCUUCGCUACCCACUAUUCGCCGUUCCACCAAUGGUGGUCGUCCCAAGCGCGAGAUUCACCCGCCGCCAUCGCGUGACUUGCCAUGGACGGAGGAGCAUUUACACCCUGCCUCGAAAAAGGCUGUAGCGGCUCGUCUGGGCAAGAGUGUGGAUGCCAUCUCAUCGCGCGAGCAAUCUUACUGGUCGAAGGUCAUCAAUGAUGAGCUGAAGUUCUGUUACCGAAUUAUUGAUGAUCUGCUGAAGCCCGCCAACCAGGACCUUGCGUGGGUGUUUUAUGAUUUGCCUGCGAAGGACUUUGACUGGGCACCUGCGUAUUACCAAAUCAUCAAGAAGCCCAUUGCUCUCAUUCCUAUUCAGCGCAAGCUGAAAAGCGGUGGAUACGCUGAUCUUGCUGCAUUUGAUGCCGACAUGCAGCUCAUGUUCCGGAACUGCUUCACAUUCAACCCGCCGGACUCGGAUGUCACGCGUGUGGCGCUCAACUCUGUCCAGGCGGCGCUGGCUGGUGCUCUUAGUGUAGCGGAUAUGACGAAGCGCAAGGGCAAGAAGCGUAGUGCCACUUCGAUGGACAAGAAGAGCAAGGGUGGUGACCGUAAAAAGAAGGCGGCGGCUUCAAAGAAGCCACGUACUGGUACGUCGCCUACGCCACGCAAGCGCAUGGCUGGCUCAGACGAAGAGGAUGUGCGCACUGUCACGUUCGAUCAGAAGGAAGAGCUGGCGGCCAAGAUCACUGAGCUCUCUGACGAACGUCUGGAAGGCGCUAUCCGGAUUAUCAACGAAGAUAAGCCGGCGGGUGCACAGGGUACCGAAGACGAGGAGAUUGAGCUUGAUAUUGACGAGCUCUCGCCCCAGACUCUAUACAAGCUCUACAAGUAUGUCGUGCGCCCGAAGAAAAAAACGCAAGGCCCUGAGCUAGGUCCUAAUGGCAAGCCUAUGCCUGCCAGUGCUCCGAUUGAUGGUCGCAAGCGUGGUACGGGUGGUCUGAAGAAGAAGAACUUGGAUGAAGAGGAGGAAGCCGCUCGCAUUGCGCGUCUGCAACAGCAGCUGCAGCAGUUCAACGAUGCGGCGGCUGGUGAGACGCCCAAGCCGGCUACGCCUGGCGACGCCGAGGCCGGUGCUGCUUCGAAGGAUGACUUGGCUGCAUCGGAUCUCUCAUCCGGCGAGGACGACAGCGAGAGCGAUAGCGAUAGCGAUAUGGACUAG